Molecule: messenger RNA, 2307 nt
Organism: Chlamydomonas reinhardtii
Lineage: Eukaryota; Viridiplantae; Chlorophyta; Chlorophyceae; Chlamydomonadales; Chlamydomonadaceae
Exons: 16
Coding region: 109-2040 (643 amino acids)
Molecular function (GO): glycosyltransferase activity
Source: RefSeq, a predicted model, not a curated record
CCAAUUCCAAAUUACUUGUUUUAAGUGCCGCCUUUUAUAGUCGUAUGGCAAGCCUAGCGGCAGACUGAUCAUUUUUUGCGCGCGAGAGGAUGUAACAGCCCGGAAGAAAUGAGCAGAGAAGAAGGCUCGUGGCGCUGUCUGCUGCCCAUCCUGGUGCUAACGCUUGUCACAUGCUCAGCAGCUGUAGAGGAGGAGGAUGCUGCGGAGUCCCAGUCGGCUUUGGGCUAUGCAACCAUUAAACCCGGAGUAUGCAGCGAGGAAUGCUACACGGUCGCGACGUGCAACGAGGAGCUAGGGGGCAGGUGUGACUGCCCCAAAACCCUGUCUGGCAAGGACUGCCACCGGAAGGCCACAAAAGGCAACCUGCACGCCUUCGGGCAGGACUCGGCACGCGAGCUGCGCGCGCCCUUCCCGUGUCUCAAUGACUGCAACGGCCGGGGCAAGUGCGUGUACGGCGCAUGCGUGUGCACACGGGGCAACUUCACGUCCGACUGCUCGGUCUCCUUAGACCCCGACACGCAGCAGCCGGUGGUGCUGGCGGGCAGUGGGUAUGAGGCCCGGCGCAAGCGGCCGCUGAUCUAUGUGUACGACAUACCGCACAAGCUGUCCAGCUGGUACAACGUGUUGAAGAUUGACCGCGGCCUACCGUGGGUGUUCUGGGAGCGGCUGCUGGGGAGUGGCGCGCUCACUGCGAACGGCGACGAGGCGGAUUGGUUCUUCAUCCCGGUGAAGUUGCGGAGCACCACCGACGGCUACAAGCUGCAGGAGGCGGUGAAGUACAUCCGGAGCAAGUGGCCCUGGUUUGACAAAUACGACGGCAACAGACACUUUGUCCUGCACUCUGGAGACACAGGGCGUGGUGAAGUGACGGGCGCCAUCCGCGAGGACGCCACGCUGGCCAACAUCACGUGGCUGCACCACUGGGGCCUCACAGAGGACUACCCCAGCUCGGGCUGGCGCAAGGCGCACCGCGUGGGCAAGGACAUUGUCGUUCCCAUCUACUUUGGAGCCAAGCAGGGCCACGCCUUUGUGCCCAUGUCUGGCCUGCACCCGCUGGCGCCGCGCAUUCCUCGCAACGGCACCUUCCUCUUCAGCGGCCGCAUCUGCGGCGACCACUCCCUGCCCGACCCCGAAAAGCCCUGGCCCCACUGCGCCACGAACCGCAGUCACGGCUACUCGCAGGGCGCUCGUCAGUGGGUCCAUUUCCACCACUCGCAGCGGCCCGGGUAUAAGAUUGUUGUCAGCAAUAAGGAGUACCCGGUCGACCUACUGAACUACAAGUGGUGCCUGGCGCCUUCCGGAGGCGGUCACGGACAUCGACAGGCUUUGGUCGCGGUGAUGGGCUGCCUGCCGGUGGUGGUGAGCGAUCUGGUGAUGCAGCCCUUCGAGCCGGAGAUGGACUGGAGCGCGUUCUCGCUGCGGGUGGAGCAGAAGGAUGUGCCCACCAUGCACGAGGCCAUAGAGGCGGUGGAUGAACAGAAAUACGAGGAGAUGCAGGAUGCCCUGCGCUGCGCGGCUCAGCACAUGAUCUUCAGCACCAUGAGCGGCGCCUUCAUGCAGGAGGACGGAAAGUGGGACGCGUUUGAGUUCGUCCUAGAGAUCCUGCGGAUGCAGCAGGGCCACCCCGGACUGCACCCCUCCAAAUACGCCGAGGUGGACGAGCAGUACCGCGACUUUCUUAAUUGCGGGGAUCCAGACGGCAUGGCGUCAUACGGCAGGAAGCUGCGUGAGGCACAGCUGGCCAAAUACCCGACGGCCCCCUCGCUUUCAAAGGACCCGGAGGAGCCCAUGGACUGGAGUGAUCUGUACAAAAGCUCAAUGAACGGGCUUAAGAAGCUGCUCGAGCUGCACAGGCUUCCGGCUGAGGGCUCGGAGCCGGAGCCUCCACUGCCGCUGUGCUCCAUGAGUCUGUGGGACCCGGAGCAGGUGCGGUGCAGCAAGGUGGGCCACCGGGAGCGGGUGCACCACCCCUACAUCCCAGGCGGCGCGGCCUGCGUCAUGCACAAGAACCUGGCCGAGUGCCCCAGGAUGUGGGAAUGACAAGUCCAGGAGAGCAGCGCUUUAAGGCUGUGUGGUAGAUUACCGUCUGUUGGUACGGCAUCCAAUGCAGUCUAGGGUGGUAGCAGCAUUCUUUCGCCCAUGUUGGGCGGGGGCGGCCUGGAUGGGGGCGCGGUUCAGUUCGAGCGUCGGGGGCCGACGCGCAACUGCAACGGUUGCACUUUUGGAAGGGGCACUUGGCAGGGUUAUGGUUCAUAUAAGGUGAUUCUCUGUCACUUCCUGACCGCGUCUGUGUAAAACCUAUGCACA